UUCAGGUUCACUAAACCGUUGGUAGUACCUAGCAGAUGGAUUGUUCUUUUUAGCCAAAGAAUUUGGCAUGAGGAUAUUGCGCCGGUUGUUCUUCUAUAGAAUUUUUGUGUAAAUGCAAUGAAUGAAGAAAAAAAAGGGAAAGAAUUUUGGUACAGGUUUCAGGGACAUGAAUACAGAGAUGGAGAUUUGAAGACGUAUGGUAAACAAAAGGAAAGAUCCUCAGAAAUUGAACCUUUAAUUAAGUUGACACCUUAUUUGGAUUCGUUAAAUGUUCCUAGGAAGUCAGAAGAAAUUAGAAAAAAGUAUCAGAAUGAAGAGCCAAGCUUGAUUUUGCAUAUUCAUAAAUAUCACUUUCGUUUUGAACAACAGGAUGGAGCAUUCACGUAUAAUGGGCCAGUGAAGGCUAUCUUACAUUACAUACGAAUGGAAUUAAUACCACCGGACUGUUUAGAAGUCUUUCAGAGCUCAAAUAUAAAGUUCUACGAUGGUUGUCUUACAGUGCGCAUCAUUGAUCAUCGACAUAGCAACUCUAAUGAAUCUAAUCAAUUUCAAUCUUCUAACGCAGCAUCCGCUUCAAAAGCUCCUCCUUCUUCUUCCUCUUCUCUUCCAAAUAACGUAACAAAUGCAUCGAAUGCACCCAAUACGGAAGCAUCUAUUCACUCGCCAGUGCCUGCUUCGACAAAAGCAUCCUCGUCUCCACCUGUUUAUUAUACCGUUCUUCGCCCUACCCCAGAGACAUUGUAUCAGGACUUGUGCUUGUUAUCCGAAAGUUUAGCGGGACAACUAUCGGAUGAAAACAUUCUGGACUUGGAGUCAAAAAUUUUAGUUGCUUCCGAGCCGCCUCUGGUUUUAACGCCAGCUACCUCGAAACCACAAAUGAUCCAUAUCUUAAAUCAACUGGCCGAUGCCCCUCCGCCUUCAAAAAGAAAGCGACAGCAGGGAUCUGCUCAACUGGCCGGCGAAGAAGCCGAGCGACUUGAAAAAGAAAACUUACUUUUGCUUAUGGAUGACCAGCGGAAUCAUGAUUUUCAACCUACUUUCCAAAGACUACAAUUCAUUGAAAAUGUCCGCAGGAAGCGUGCCAUUUUACAGCAGCGUCAGCAAUUGCAGCAGCAGCAGCAGCAAGCGACACGACAAGAAGCCGCUGCUUCUCAGAUUUCUAGACAACAGCAACAGCAACAGCAAAUGAAACAGAGAAGAACAACAACACCAAAAACUCAACGCCAAGCGCCUCCUCCCAACAUUCAUAUUCCUCCUGUUCAGUCGACCAUGCAAAAGCAAGCAUUUCCAGCAGCUGUUCCCCCCUCAAUGCCACAAAAAACGUCUAGUGGCACUUUUCCUCCUUCCACGGGUCCAGCAUCAGCAAAUUCUCCUGUUGUCAAACGGGAACAACACAUGGAUAUGAAUCGUAUUCGACAGUUAGCCAUCCUUUUUCAGCAAAGAGCUGCUCAGAUGAAAGCACGAGGAAUGACACGUGAACAAAUAACGGAAUUAUUGAAUCAGCAAGCAGCUGUAGCUGGAACUGAUUUACCUACCAUAAUGACAGUUGCUAGGAAUAUACACUUGCAACAGCUUCAAUUACAGCAACAGCAGCAACAAAUGAAAUCCGAGCGACCAUGAGAAGCUUUUUGACGAUUUCCCUUGUUGAACGAGAAAGAUACACAAGAAUUAAUUUAUGUUUAAUUGUAUAUAUUUCGACUUUACUUUCUCAUAUAAUUAGUGUAUAUAUAUAUUUUGAUGUUUCCGCCCUAUAAAUUCGGAACUCGAAGUGUUACAUUUUACUCUUAACCAUGCACUAGCAGAGUAAUGAAAAUCGGUUUAGCUUCUGUCUUAGAGACAGGUUCUCUUUUAAGGAAAGAGAAUAAUCUAGUAGAAUGAAUAUGAUCACUCAAGUGUAUGACUACGCGUUUUUCUAAAUGUAUGUUUUUAAAUGGUUGAUUAAAGUAUACUGCAAUUUCGGAAGAUGUGAUGAAAUAUUUGCUCAUGAAAUUUUUUAUGAUUUUUUUGCUAAUACACCAAGAUCUCUGAGAUCUUCUUUGAAAUUUCGGUAUACUAAUUUAUUUCGUAUUCUGAAUAGGAAACUAACCAUUAUAUUUAGGACUGACUGUACUGCAUGUAAUAGAAAUGAUAUAGAAUAGGAUAGGAUAGAUCUCUCAAUGAAACAUUUUACAGUACAGAAAUGAAUUUAAAGGUAGAUGAACUAUGUAAAAGGAAAAAUAAGAAUAAAAAUGGAAGCGUUCAAACGCUGGUGUUUUAAACCAUGUUUAUUGAUUUUCUAGGGGUUUAUAAAAGAAAAAAAUAACACCCAAAAAGUAAGCCCAUAUAAUUUCUACCGUAUUGAAGUUUUUAUUUAUCGUCGUCUGUUUCGAUCUUUUCCAUGUCUACUAAUCGUUCGCCUCUAGCGACACGCUUAGGUUCGACAUGGUGAUUGACACCAAUUUCACAUUCUCGAAGUUUUGACCGCUGGCUGAUGGUAGCUCCAGAAGCAACGAUACAACAAUCUAAACGAACACCAUCUUCCACAAUAAUAUUAUCCAUCAAAAUAGAAUUACUGACAACAACACCUUUGGCAAUAGAGCAAUUUCUUCCAAUGAUACUCUUUUUAAUGUUGCUAUUAUCACCAAUGGCGGUACCCUCAUUGACCAUGCAAUCUCCUCCAACAAGGGCUCUUUCAGAGACAGUGACAUCGAUGAGACGAGGAUCAGGUGUCAAUUUAGCAAUCUAAAAAAAAGUCAGUCAAUGCUAUUUCUGUUGAAUGUAAAAGGGAGAUCAAAAAACAUACGCAUCUAUUGAGUUCAAAGUAAUUGGACAAAUUAUUUGCACGAGCGCAAAGAAACUCUUCUUUGGCAAUAAAGGUAUUUAUAACCAACUCAUUAGCAC
Messenger RNA from Schizosaccharomyces cryophilus OY26, 2880 nucleotides. Its product is annotated as SAGA complex subunit Spt20. NCBI's taxonomy places the organism in Eukaryota, Fungi, Ascomycota, Schizosaccharomycetes, Schizosaccharomycetales, Schizosaccharomycetaceae. Gene Ontology annotation, molecular function: transcription coregulator activity. The record is from RefSeq and is a predicted model, not a curated record. Gene Ontology annotation, cellular component: SAGA complex. The transcript has 4 exons. Bases 118 to 1620 code for a protein of 500 amino acids. Gene Ontology annotation, biological process: regulation of transcription by RNA polymerase II.